AUGUCGCACAUCCUCGAACCGCUCGAUGCGCCCUCCUCCUACCGCGAUUCGCGCUCGCACUCGUCCAAACACGAACAGCAACAAGCCCUUCGUCAAACCUGCACGCUCUACCUCGGCAACCUAUCGUUCUACACAACGGAGGAACAGAUCUACGAGGUCUUCGGGCGGGUGGCCUCCGUCUCGUCUGGUGGUGGGAUUAAGCGUAUCAUCAUGGGACUCGAUCGCAACACCAAGACGCCGUGCGGGUUCGCGUUUGUCGAGUUCUACACGCACGCCGAAGCGGUGGACUGCAUGCGCUAUGUGAGCGGCACAAAGGUGGAUGAGCGCGUCAUCCGGUGUGAUCUCGACCCGGGGUACAAGGAAGGCAGGCAAUAUGGGAGAGGUCGAAGCGGUGGACAGGUGAGAGAUGAGUAUCGGCAGGAGUACGAUGCAGGCCGAGGCGGGUGGGGUCACAACAGGUUGCGAGAGGAGGAGGGAAGGAAGAGGAUGGAGGCCGAACAGGCGAGGAGAACCGAGAGGGAGCAGCUGUACCAGGAGGGCACGGCGGGGAUGGAUGCGGGUGGAGGUGGAAUGGUGCCCAUGGGCGGAGAGUUUGUGUAUGAGGAGAUGGAGGGUGAUGCGCGAGGACAUGGCGGGGAGCGGGAGGCGAAGGAGGGAUGGGAGGACAAGCCAAGGGCGACGAAGAGGGAGAGGAGUUACGAUGAUGAUGAGGACGAGGAGCUGUAUGGCAAGAGCGAAAAGAAUCCGAGGUUCAGAGAUCACGAUGACCAGGACGCCGACGAUGCUUGA
Messenger RNA from Kalmanozyma brasiliensis GHG001, 789 nucleotides. RefSeq names its product RNA recognition motif domain protein. Lineage: Eukaryota; Fungi; Basidiomycota; Ustilaginomycetes; Ustilaginales. The record is from RefSeq and is a predicted model, not a curated record. Gene Ontology annotation, cellular component: nuclear cap binding complex. The transcript is spliced from 2 exons. Gene Ontology annotation, biological process: mRNA cis splicing, via spliceosome. Bases 1 to 789 code for a protein of 262 amino acids. Gene Ontology annotation, molecular function: RNA cap binding.